Molecule: messenger RNA, 405 nt
Organism: Adineta ricciae
Lineage: Eukaryota; Metazoa; Rotifera; Eurotatoria; Adinetida; Adinetidae
Source: the annotation of a GenBank genome assembly
AUGUCUACAACAGCAAAAGUUCAAAACGAAACUGUUUGUAAACAACAACAACAACAACAGACCGAAAAGCAAACGGAUACAUUUUCAGUUAACGACAAUCAGAGCCUCCGCGAAUCCGGUACAAAUCUUGCUUUGAUUGACUUCUUGCAAUGUUAUGUUCGAAUCGAACCUUGCAAGAUUGAAGACUAUGGCAUCAGUUACAGUGAAGCUAUAGGUGCCACUUUCCAAACAUACGAGUCACUACCAGAACGAACUCCAAAGUCAAUGCAGCAACUACAAGACAAUGACCAGUCGAAUCAAUGUAUCACAUCAACGGCAGCUGAAUCAAACGAAGAGCAACGGUAUGAAGCACAGCUCAACUUCAACGACUACAAUAUGCUGAAGGACUACAUUCAUGUCGACUGA